Molecule: messenger RNA, 1746 nt
Organism: Cooperia oncophora
Lineage: Eukaryota; Metazoa; Nematoda; Chromadorea; Rhabditida; Trichostrongylidae
Source: the annotation of a GenBank genome assembly
AUGGGCGAUCGUAUCCCAGAUAAAGUGGAGAUCGACACUGAGACAGGCGCAGCAAUUCCUCUCUAUGCAACCAAGGCUGUUGCUACUUCAACGCCAUUAGCCGACCACUUGUCUACGGUGGGCAACGAUGAACGACGUUUUACUACAGUGGAUCAUCAGUUGCACUACUGUCUUCAUAUGGUAGCAGAACGAGCCAUUCUACCUGUCGUUGUUACUGUAGCCGUCCUCACUUGUAUGAUGAGAUUUCUUCUUGAUGGCAAUCAAUCGCUGUUUUCCACUAGAUAUGUGUUCGCUAUCCCAUCGCUCAUUGUUUUACCUUUAACUGCCCCCACCUUCUUCUUCAUUCUGCUUUUUGUGCAACGGCGGAUGUUUUCAGCGAAUUCCGUAAAGGAUUUCGUAACGUUGUUCGGAAAUCUGACAGGGAUUUCGUUUUUUGACAAGAAAGGAUUGCUGUCUCCAAUGAAUCCGUGCUUGGACAAAGUCGUAUUUUUCCGGCCUAAUAACGAAGAUCAGUGUAAUGAGGCCACCACUAUUGAAGUAAUGGAUUUGAGCUCCGAGCAGCUGAUCGAUGGAUCAUGGAGGGUCGACUUCGAUGAUCCCAAUUGGUCCCGCUUCGAACCAAAUCUGCGUGUCAUUGGCCAGUGCCUGCUUCUGAACCGAUGUGAUCCAAAAUUUCCGUCGUUUUUGGACCACCUAUCUGCCGUCGCCGCCACUGUACCGCGCACAGUGGCCACCGCUUGCAAGCGAUGUUCAUGUGUAUUUCCGAGGCUCAUCGGAUUCAAACCCAGUUCAAACUACCAGUUCCAAAAGGUGCCAAAUGCGUUAGGAUUUUACCAGCGUCGACCAGGAGAAGCUCCGUUACCAGGGUACUGUGCUGUGGCUGCCGUUAUAGAUCUGACGGACAUAUGUGGUGUAUUUAGACUCAGGAAACAUCAGACUCCACUUGAAAUGGCUUAUUGUACUGUACAUGCUGAUGAUCGGUCGCUAUACUACCAUCUUUCCUGCCAAGGGACGGCAAGCCUCGUGCUCGAGGCUUGUUCUCAUGUGUGGGAUGGAGAACAACUCGUACCUAUAACCGAGCGCAUACUCAAAAGUGCCAUAGAUUUCUAUCAGAGACAUUCUGUCACCGGGUAUUGUCUCGCUCUUUCCUAUCGUGCCGUCGGAAUGGUGUCCAACGAUGUUCUCAGAGAUCACUAUUUCGAAGUUCCUUUGCUACGCCGUCAUCCGCGAAGCGGUGCUUUGACAAGAACUCACAGCAUAGACAGUGCUGAGAAUGACCCAUUCUUCGAUCGAACUUCUCUGGAAACAGCUGAUGAAAUUGUCCAGCGAUGGUUCACUGGACAUGCGCUAUGCGGAAUGGUUGUUACUCAGUAUGAGGUUAUGCCGCAGGCCGUGCAGCUCGUCGACCAACUAGAAACCUUAUGCGUUCGAUUCGUUUAUUUCUCCCGUGAAAAUGAACUCAGAAGCAGAGUUUUCGCUGAAAAACUUGGGCUGGAAGCCGGCUGGAAUUGCCAUGUGUCUCUGGCCGAGGUAGACGCUGAUAUCGACAGAAGGAGCUUGAAGGAUUACUUCUUAUCCAAGAUUUUUCCCAGUUCGAGACGUCCUCCGCCUGAAUCGCCGGUCAUAAAACAUCUGUCAAGAUCCGAUCAAGACCUGCUUCUGAAUAUUUUACUGGCUACUGAUGUUCAGGGUUCUCCAACGGAAAAGAGGUCCAGUCAACAACCUCCUGUUAAGGUGGGACCAUAA